Manihot esculenta (cassava) is the source of this 1942-nucleotide messenger RNA. RefSeq names its product beta-1,2-xylosyltransferase XYXT1. The coding region runs from base 244 to 1845 and encodes 533 amino acids. Lineage: Eukaryota; Viridiplantae; Streptophyta; Magnoliopsida; Malpighiales; Euphorbiaceae. The record is from RefSeq and is a predicted model, not a curated record. Gene Ontology annotation, molecular function: glycosyltransferase activity. The transcript has 6 exons.
CAUUGUCAUACGUGGGGAGCAAUAGUUUCUACGUAUACUAUUUAAAACUCAUUCCUUUUAUGUUCUCAUACUAGGAGCUUCCAUAUGUUUCGUGGAAUGCAUCCAAGUUAAUUGUCAUCUUCAAGCACUUGCAUGCAGACGCUUUUCCUCCAACCAAAAAGUGGAGCUUUGAUUUCUUUGUUGAUCAAUGGCACUCUGCGUCUCAUACUAGCUAGAAGGAGUGAGUUGUCUAGUUGAAGAAAAAUGAUGUAUGAUACUUUACUUUCCAGAAGCUUUAGCAAGCAUGAGAAAAAGAAAUUGAGAUAUUGGGGACUCAUCACUUGCUUGGUUAUUGCAUUGAGCUUCUGCACUGUCUUUAAGCCUUAUUUGGGUCCCCUACCAGUUUUAAAUUUGCGGCUGUCCAUUGGAGCUGGCCAGAAAUUGCAAGUUGUGAAUGAUACAAGCAGCUCUCUUCAGCUAAUAUCUGAGGGUAAUGAUGAAAUAUUUUUAGCCAAGAAUAAUACAUUAAUGCCUAAUGAUACAAGCAGCUCUCAGCAAGUUGUUAAGGCAGAAUUUACAAGAAAGAAUGAUGAACAAAUAAAUGACAGAAGCAGCUCUCGGGGAAUAAUCAGAGAAAUAAUUAUGAACAAUACGGUAAAGCUCAACAACACAAACAUCACCCAGAAAAUAGCAGGAGAAAUUAUAGCUAAGAACAAAACUGAGCCUGUAACUGUAUGCAAAAUGCUGGAACGAUCAGACUUCUGUGAGAUUAAAGGGGACAUUAGGAUUGAUGUAAACUCUUCAACUGUUUUUAUAGUCCCAUCUGAAAGUUAUAUCUUGGAAGCUUCAGCAAACACCUCAUGGAGUGUCAAGCCUUAUGCGAGAAAAGGUGACAGAUCAGCAAUGAGUAUGGUCAGGGAAUGGAAAGUGAAAAUUGUGAAGAAUCACCAGAAUACCCUUAAAUGCACUCAAGUUCACAAUGUUCCUGGAGUCCUUUUCUCUCUUGGAGGGUAUUCAGGGAACCAUUUCCACUCCUUUACCGACAUUAUUCUUCCUCUGUACUCGACAGCUCGACCCUUUAAUGGAGAUGUACAACUUCUUGUUACUGAUAGACAACCUCGGUGGGUUUCCAAGUUCAAGACGUUGUUAAACGCAUUGUCUAGAUAUGAAGUUAUUGACAUAGAUAACAGAGGAGAAACUACUCAUUGCUUCUCAAGCAUAACUGUCGGUGUCAAACGACAAUCCAGAAAAGAGCUCAAUCUUGAUUCUAUGGAAGACUUCAGGCAGUUCUUAAGAAGUUCAUAUUCGUUAAAGAAGAAGACAGCAAUCAAAAUCAACAGUGGUGGUGAAAAGAAAAGGCCUCGGCUUGUGAUCAUUUCAAGAAAGAGAUCAAGAGCAUUUAGCAAUAUAGGCGAUAUUGCUCAGUUAGCAAAAAGCUUGGGUUACAGAGUAGUCGUGUUUGAACCUGAUGCAAAUGUAUCAAGAUCUGCACAAGUAAUGAAUUCUUGUGAUGUGUUGAUGGGAGUUCAUGGAGCUGGUUUAACAAACAUGGUAUUUCUUCCUGUAAAUGCAGUCCUGAUCCAAGUAGUACCCUUCGGAGGGGCAGAAUGGGUAUCAAAAAAUUACUUUCAAGAGCCUGCAAAGGAUAUGAAAAUAAGGUACUUGGAGUAUAAGAUUAAUUUAGAAGAAAGCUCUUUGAUAGAGCAAUAUCCAGCUGACCACGUGGUUUUAAGAAACCCCUUAGCUAUUCAAAAACAGGGUUGGGAAGCAUUUAAGUCGGUUUACUUUGAUAAGCAAAAUGUAAAGCUGGAUUUGGAUAGAUUUAAACCAAUUUUGUUAAGAGCUCUGGAGAUUCUACAUCAGUGAAUUUUAUUUUCUCUGCAACUCCGUUGAUCAGUUGAGUCAGAGCCAUUAUGUAUAAAAUUAAUUUUAAAAAUAAUUAAUUACACUUGUUAUUUUUAUA